AUGUGUCGCACCUGUGGUCAGCAGGUGGAUCAAGCCCAGGCCCUCUUUGAUAAGGAAAGCAGCGUAGUCCUGUACAACAUAUUCAAGUUGACUGGGGUUCUGUUAAGUGACAAGCCCGGCGUGCCAACAAAGAUCUGUUUAUCCUGCCUGCAGGAUCUCAACGGUGCCAUCUCCUUCCGGGAGCGCUGUAUCAGGACGAACAACUCUUGGUUCGAUAAUCAGGACACAAAAGAGGACUUUGACGUUCAAAUGGAGGAGGACAUUAGCCAAAACGAACUUCGAGUAAUAAUUGUGCCUAAAAGAAGCCUAAAUCAACCAGAGAGUUCACCGCAAAACAGCAAAAAGCUGGAUGGGGUUAUGUCGAUGACAAUAGAUGAUCCUAUUGAUCGCUUGACUGCCCCGGAUGCCACUUCUGUUGAUUUCAUGGAUCCUCUGAGAUGCGAGGAUACUAUUCAAGUAAAGGUGGAACACCUGCCUACAGAUGGAGAGCCUACAGAAAAGAAACCCAAAUCUUCAACAAGAAAAAAACGCGGCAGACCAAAAGAAGACAAUAAAAGCAAGGCAGAAAAAUACGAAAAGCGAAAAAAGUUAGCUGCGGAAAAGAGAGCGCAGGCGAAGGAUCAGAAACCAUAUUUCUGCGAUCAAUGCGGGAAAACCUUCAGCGAAAGGGGCAACUUCAAUGUCCACCUCACGCGGCACAAGGGCACCAAGGAGUUCCAGUGCCAGGAGUGCGAUCGCAGAGAGUUCACCCAACACCUGCUCAAUCUGCACGUGCGGGUCAAGCAUCGCGGCGAACUGCCCUAUGUGUGCAAGUACUGUGGCCAGCGGUUUGAUAAUUGCCUCAAGAGGCUGUUCCACGAGCGGAAGCACAAGGAGAGCCCUGACCACCGACCGCAUGUGUGUUCCAUUUGCAAGAAGGGAUUCAAGAGCACGACGUCCCUAAGAAACCACAGCGUAGUGCACACGGGCGAACAGCCUUUCCACUGCGAACUCUGCCAGACGCACUUCAAUCGCAGGAACAGCCUGAGAACCCACUACAAAUCCAAACAGCAUGUCAUUAAAGCCGAGGAGCAGGCAAAACAACUGGAGGUCGAAGACGAUACUGUUCCGGAAGAUGGGUAA
Molecule: messenger RNA, 1122 nt
Organism: Drosophila takahashii
Lineage: Eukaryota; Metazoa; Arthropoda; Insecta; Diptera; Drosophilidae
Product: transcription factor Ouib-like
Cellular component (GO): nucleus
Molecular function (GO): nucleic acid binding; zinc ion binding
Source: RefSeq, a predicted model, not a curated record